AUGCCCGCUCUCGUAGCCUCCCUUGUCGUCAUGUUGGGUGCACAAAUUACCAAGAACCAGGAGCUGAAGGCGAAUUUCAGGGGUGUUAUGGCUUUUUCUGGUGCAAUCGGCCCAUCUGCUGUCUACCAAGGAUGCAUGGAUAUGGCAUCUCAGCGCAAGCUGGUGCCUCAGGAUAUAUUGAAUAUAAUGCGAGCGGGUAUGAACAUCUGUCGAGCGGCACUCGCCGAGUGCAACUCCAACGGUCCUGGGAAGCCUGCAGCAAAAGAUAAGUGUCUGAAUGCCGUGAAGUUGUGUGAUUCUGCUACUGUAACUCAAUUGAGAAAGACUCCAAGAAGCAUAUACGAUGUGCGCACCGAAGACGGCCGUGAAUCACGGUUCUACAAGUUCAAUCCUGGAAAUGUGGAGAAGCUUCUGAACAGAAAGAAUGUUCAGGAUGAGCUGGGAGUUGCAAAGAGCUUUCAGAUGCAGAAUGAUCAUGUAUUCAGUGAUUUCCGACCCUACGCGGCUUACGAUACAACAUACUUCGUAAAUGAACUACUAGAUCAAGGAAUGAAGGUAUUCAUCCUCAAUGGCGCUGAGGACUUCGUGACUAACUACGGUGGUACAGAGAAAUGGGUCUUCUCUUUGAAUGGCCAAAUCAAUUACGGUUCGAAGCUCUCCUCGUCUCUCCGUCGGACUCUGCAGUUUCCUCGAGUUGGCGUCUUUGGAAAGUACUAUCGCUACUCGUUCGCUAACGGAGCACACCUUGCAGUUAUUAAUGUGAUCAACUCGGGACAUGAUAUGAUCUUAGACGCGCCAGAAGGAAUGCAGCAGGCAUUCAAUUCCUUCCUCUCUGGUCAACUCUGGCAAGGAUGA
Molecule: messenger RNA, 855 nt
Organism: Perkinsus marinus ATCC 50983
Lineage: Eukaryota; Perkinsozoa; Perkinsida; Perkinsidae
Product: Serine carboxypeptidase, putative
Exons: 10
Coding region: 1-855 (284 amino acids)
Biological process (GO): proteolysis
Molecular function (GO): serine-type carboxypeptidase activity
Source: RefSeq, a predicted model, not a curated record